Sphaeramia orbicularis (orbiculate cardinalfish) is the source of this 1599-nucleotide messenger RNA. RefSeq names its product proline-serine-threonine phosphatase-interacting protein 2-like. The coding region runs from base 67 to 1074 and encodes 335 amino acids. The transcript has 14 exons. Gene Ontology annotation, biological process: actin filament polymerization. Gene Ontology annotation, cellular component: plasma membrane; actin filament; cytoplasm. Lineage: Eukaryota; Metazoa; Chordata; Actinopteri; Kurtiformes; Apogonidae. The record is from RefSeq and is a predicted model, not a curated record. Gene Ontology annotation, molecular function: actin filament binding.
GUUCAGUCCCACACAGACCAGAGCCAGUGACAGACAGGGAACAGACCAGUUCACCUGCUUCCAACUAUGAAGAACCUGCACUUUAAAGACUACUUCUGGAACACGGACCUGACCAGCACAGCAGGUUACGAUGCCAUUAUCCAGUAUCACAGCGACUGCAGGAGGACGUGCAAAGAGGUGGAGGAGUUCAUGAAAGCAAGAGCAUCGAUCGAGGAGAAAUACGCUAAAGAUCUCCUUGGUUUGUCCAAGAAGGUGUGCGGCUACAAUGAAAUGAACACGCUGAAAAGGUCACUGGACAUGUUCAAGUUACAGACUGAACACGUUAGCCUCGCUCACCUGCAGCUGGCGCAAAACAUGAGAGACGAGGCCAAGAAACUGGAGGAAUUUCGAGAAAAACAACGAGAAGCCAGAAAGAAGGUGGAACAACAGAUGGACGCUCUCCACAAACAGAAGGCGCUACAGUUUAAGAAGACGAUGGACUCGAAGAAAACCUAUGAGCAGAAGUGCAGAGAUAAAGAAGAAGCAGACCAGAAUGUGAAUCGAAACACCAACAACACCAAGCACAUGGACAAGCUUUAUGCAAAAGCACAGCAGGCCAAACAGAACGCAGAAGAAGCAGAUAAAUUAUACCAGCAGAAUGUGUCUGCGAUGGGGAAGAUCAAAGAUGAAUGGCAGAAGGAGCACGUUAAAGCCUGUGAAAUAUUUGAAAAACAGGCAAUGGAGAGGAUCAACUUCCUCCGAAACACAGUUUGGACGCAUGUGAACCAGCUGUCGCAGCAGUGUGUGACCAGUGAUGAGCUGUAUGAGGAAGUGAGGAAGUCUCUGGAACAAACCGACGUUCAGGAAGAUAUUGAACACUUUGUGAAUCUGAGACGCACCGGCGACAAACCACCAGCUCCAGUUUUGUACGAGAACUUCUACAGCAGCCAAAGGUCUCCAACUGCAGCUGCGCCUUCUCGACUGUUUCCACCGAUCGUCAGAAGAGGACCUUUACCAGAUCCAACACAAAACACUGGAGAUAAUACAAUCUACUCAACAGUUCAGGAUGCAGGCUACAGCGUCAUCCACUACUAACACAUGUCACAGCUCUGAGACCGACAUGGACGUUAGACCCGUUUGUUUAACUUCCUCCUUUGUGAUUUGCUUUACAGAUGUGUUCUCUUUUACAUAAUAAGCAACAAUGCGUCAUAAAUAUACAUAUUUAGAUGGAGCUGUGUGCUUUUACAUCACUGUGUUAUAAACAGUACAGUGCAAAUAUGGUUCAGAUCAGGUGAAAAAUGAGGAUAGUCGUUGUGAUAACUUAAAAAUCCGAUGUUACCUUCAGGAGUAGUCUAUUUAUUAUCCGUUCUUUCUGUAUUCUGCAUCACUUCCACAGGUUUGUAUUUAUUUGUGUCUGCUCUUGUCAAACACAGAUCAAAUAAAUAGGAGUGUAUGUGUCUGCUGUCUGAUAUCAUUUCCUCCUUGGACUCAUGACUGCGAUACAGGAACACUCCUUUACAGUGUUUGUGUUACUUAACCCUUUAAUUUACUGUUUUUUCUCGUCAAAAUGUUGAUUUUACAUUCCUUUAAUUCAGGGUUCGUACACAUUUUUCAAGGUCU